This is a messenger RNA of Danio rerio (zebrafish), 1919 nucleotides long. NCBI's taxonomy places the organism in Eukaryota, Metazoa, Chordata, Actinopteri, Cypriniformes, Danionidae. The record is from RefSeq and is a predicted model, not a curated record.
GCAGCUUAUAAGUGCAAUUCUAACCUCUGUCUUUUGUCCUUUAUGAUGAGGCACCCCGCAUACACCAGAACACGUUACCUGAGCCAAUCAGCGUCCAGGAUCUGUGACUACGCAAUCUUCCCCACCCAAACAGAUUUUUAGUUUCUAGUGUAGCGAGACACAUAGACGGAUGCUAAAGUUUGCGAGGAAUAGAUCACGGACUGUUUUCAUCAUUGUUUGUCAGCGGUUGCCACAAGUGUUGUGCGUGAAUGCAGAAAAAAACCACAACACAAGUGUCAUAAGUCAAGUCUGUUGAGUGGUGACAAUAAAUGGGUUGUUCACACAAACGUUCAUCUUCGCCUCAUCUCUAAUCGGAUAGUCUCUGGUGGGUCAGCAAUCAGAACUGGCAAUUAAAAAGUCUAUGGUGCAGAGCUACUAAAAGCCAACCAUUUUUUCAUGGUCCUUCGAGCCGGAGCGAGGACUGACCAGAGAAAUAGAAGAUGUCACAACAUUCAGGGGAUGAGCCUGCUGUGCGCGUCAGGAGGAAGUCAGUCCUCCCCGCACGUUAUGAUGAGUACGACCUCACUGGAUUCACUCUCCCUAAGCCUGUUCCACCGCCCCUGUCACCACUCACUCAUUCACCUAGACUGGCUGAAUGCGAUGAUACACAGGAUGGAGCAUUUGGUUUUACUCCAGUCCUACCCGGUCAUGAAGCUGACAGCCCAUCACAGUGGUCUGAUGAUGAAGGAGCUUCUGAUAUCGUAGCAAGAGAAAAUGCGAAACUACACAACAGUCUGUGGACGAUACAGCAAGAAAGGGACAUAUUCCAGCGUGCAAAUGAACAAUAUGCAAAGGAGCUCACUCAGCUCCAGCACCAAAUGAGACAGCUACAGUUUCAUAUGGGGCAGCAAAGACAUGAAAGUCAGCCCCCUGCACCUGUUGCCCCUCCAAGGCAGUAUACCUCCACCCAUGCUGUACCUGCACCCCGUGUCUGGCCACAGGGGGGCACUAACGACAUGAGCUUCACCCCUACACCCGCUCCACGACUCAAAUAUCAGUCUGAGUAUAAAGCAAGGGACCAGAUUAGAAGCCUACCUCACAGUUCUGCCCUCAGGGGGAACUUGUCAUACCACUAUGUGCCUCAAGGAGAUCAAAGCCUGAAUGCUCAUUAUUCAAAUCCUCCUUAUUGGCACUUGCAAGAUCCUGUGAGACAUCCACAGAUCCCGUUUAGGACACAAACUCCAUCACCUCCACCUGAACAAGGACCAUACCGCGGUCCAACCCCCAUGAUUCCUGACUUUAGCCAUCCCAGCCCUAGAGAGUUCUCACGGCUAAAAAUUGCUCUGGAAAAUAUACUCCCAGCCAAUGCUACAGAAAGUUUCAAAUUUCAGAUACUGACUGACCAUCUGAAGUUAGAGGAGGCUCUGCUAAUAGCAGACUCAUACUGCCAUUCACAACAUCCCUAUACAAGGACGAUGGCUGCCUUAGAUCAGCAGUAUGGACAGCCGCAUCAACUUGCACUGCAGCGGAUUGCUGAGUUAAUGGAUGGCCCAAAUAUAGCUAGCGGAGAUCAGAAGGCCUUUAGACUUUUCGCCCUUAAAGUUCGUUCUCUGGUUGGCAUGCUGGAGCAGUUGGGCAGAAAUGGCUCCUUUGAGUUGCAGUGUGGGUCUCAUGUGUCUCGGCUCCUUGGGAAGCUUCCACAUGACUUAAGAUCAGGGUUUCGGAGAUAUGCACAUCCACAUCAAGUGCCCAUCCCUACCCUCUUAGAUUUCGCAGAAUGGCUAGAUUUCGAAAUCCAAGUUCAGGAGGACACCACAAGGUUUGCGAGCAGUCAACGCAGAAUGCUCCAAACACGCACAAGAGAGAACUUAAGAGACUAUAAACCAGCCAUUAAACCCACCACAAUCUAUCUGGGCACGGAGAAAGCAACGCAACUUUAA